AUGGAGUGGCAGAAUCUAGCGUUGGAAGCUACGACAGACAUCAGAUCCGAAGAAAUGGAGGUCAAGGACCCGCUAGCGCCCGCGGCAACGUUGAUCCAGCGUCGGAAGGGCGAGGUGAGUCAGGAUCAAGAUAUUCCUGACUGCCCACCCUCAGACGAGUCGCCGUCGGAUAAGUCGCCGCCGAACAACUCGCCGUCGGAGAUGCGACCGUUGGAUCUAGCGUCUGUCGCGAGUGAGGAGUCAGAUCUGUCAUCUAUCGCAGACGGAGACUCUAUAUCGCAAGCCGUAACGGUCAAGGAGGCGCUAGAAGAUCUCGAUCAAGUGACGCCGGACAUAUGGGUGAUUAAUCCGCUGGUGGGGAAAACUACAGACAUGGGAAGGAUGCGAGAGGAAGAUGACCGAGAUGAAACCGAGGAUGUCAAUCUGGAUCAAUUACAAUUGAGAGGCCAAAAUCAAGGAACAUCGCCUGCGCCACAUCUAUGUCUCAAAAAAACGGACAUGGAUCCAUCAACUGGUGUUGAAGAUCAACCAGGCACAUCGGAUCUGGACCUUACCUGGGACUCAGAUCAAGAUUAUGAUGAAUGUGUGUAUUACCAUGAAGGAAGUGAUCUGUACGCCGAAGACGUCGAUGGUCAGAUGGCGGUACUGCCGGAAGUGCCUGUGACGACGGAGGAUGUGAAGAUCGAAGACAUUCAGCUUUGUGGAUCUGAUAAUCAGACUCCAGAAGAAAUUGACCGACUUCGCCAAAGGAUCUUGAAGUUCCGACAUCUCUUGAUCGGCAAGGGAAAUGCCCUUCCACCAGCGGCUAGAGGUGUGGUGUGUGAUAUCGACGUCGGGGGAGCGAGACCUAUCGCCCUCAAGUGCUGCAAGUUGCAGAUCCAGUUCAGGGAGAAGCUGGCAGAUCUGAUCAAGGGUUUAUUGUCCGCCAAGAUGAUCAACUACUCCAGA
Molecule: messenger RNA, 948 nt
Organism: Phytophthora megakarya
Lineage: Eukaryota; Oomycota; Peronosporomycetes; Peronosporales; Peronosporaceae
Source: the annotation of a GenBank genome assembly